Spirodela intermedia is the source of this 546-nucleotide messenger RNA. The record is from the annotation of a GenBank genome assembly. NCBI's taxonomy places the organism in Eukaryota, Viridiplantae, Streptophyta, Magnoliopsida, Alismatales, Araceae.
AUGGGCGAGCUCCGGCGGCGGGGUCAGAGGGGCGGUGGAUGGCUCGGUGGUGAAGGUGGAAAAGACAGGGGGGGACACGAGCUGGGUCUCGUGGGCGUAGGGGCCGGUGGCGAACAUGGUGGCGGAGGGGCCGCCGCCGGGAGAGCUGCCGGAGAUGGACAGGAAGCAGCUGGGCGACUGAGCGGUGGAAGGGACGGCGGAGUGGGUGAACGAGGCCGGAGACGAGGGUGGGGCGAGGAGAGAAGGGGCGAUCGCCGCCGUCUGGAUGGACGGGGCGGGUGCUUGGGGUCCAUUUCCGCGGUUCCGGGGCCCGUUCCCCUCCACGACGCGAGUCGAUGAUGGAACCACGCGCUUGGCUCUUCCCUGCGAUCCGAAGCAAGACAAACCGCCAAAGCAGCCUCCCCAUCGGCGACGCUGCCAAAAGUCAACGGAGAUGCGGAGUCAAAGGUGAUGAUAAAUAAUAUCUAGAAAAGAUUACGACGAAAUGUGCUUGUUUGGAUGAGCCGCAUGCCGCCAGAAAGUCAAAACGCAUGUCGAGCAUGGUAA